Procambarus clarkii (red swamp crayfish) is the source of this 1141-nucleotide messenger RNA. Lineage: Eukaryota; Metazoa; Arthropoda; Malacostraca; Decapoda; Cambaridae. The record is from RefSeq and is a predicted model, not a curated record.
UGGUGGGCCCGGCUCAACAUCGUAACUUACGGAUGUACCAGGACCAUCACUUGAUAGUACGUCCGGCUCAACGUGGUCCUGUUUACACUGAGACUGCUCCUCCUUCAAAUACUCAGUUAAAUGAAGAAUCGAGAGAGAGGUACCGCAACCGAGCGUGGGAACUGGACUUGCAUGGUAUGUACAGACAUGAGGCUGACGUCGCUGUCAACUCCUUCUUGAGGAAACAUUCUGACGAGUCCAGAGUUCGCAUCAUAACAGGUCGAGGUCUACACAGUGAGAAGAACCAACCUGUCCUCAAGCCUCACGUAAUAAAUCUCAUCUCUCAGCGUGGACUUAGCUACAAGGUGGUAUCUAAAGGAGGCUGUAUUGACAUAUAUCCGAAAGCGCCACAUUUACAUAAUAUGGGGCUAUAUGAUUUAGAUCAUUCUUUACACUACUACUAAUAUAAUAAUUCAUUGUGUCGGGGGACAGGCAGCCAAUGUAUAUAUAUACGUGUUAGGCUUAUAUCGAGGUCCCCCCAGGGUCGAAUUACUCACCCUCCCCAGAAUGUAUCUCUUCAACAAGCUGACUGACUCCUGUGUGCCUAUUUACUGAUAUGUGAACGGCCGCAUUAGGUGAUAAAAAAUGCGCUCAACCAUUUUUGUCUCGCCCAGGAUUUGAAACCGGAAUUCCUGAUUGUGAGUCGAGAAUGACUCCGACUGUAUUACUUCAGUAGAUAGUCUAGGGUUUUCACAUUAUAUAAUAUGACACAUAACGAGGUCCUUAGAUGUUUUUUUUUGAGAUAUAUACAAGAGUUGUUACAUUCUUGUACAUUAGGUAUUACAUAUAAUUAUUAUUAGAUAAACAGGUAGAUAUUAGAUAAACAGGUUUGAAGGUAUUACAUCUGUUCACAUAAUUGUAAUUAAAUUUACAUUGUGUUGAAGCACAAAAGGUAAGAUAGUAAUUAGCUGACACUGGAAUCCUUCUUUUUUUGUCUACCAAAGUAGCAAUUAAAGAUCAACUCAACCUUAGUCACGAGGCAAAGCUCAACGCCUUAAGCCAUGUGGAAACAGUCCACAGAGCAUUCUCUCUCAAACUGCUGGCUUAGGCUCGGCUACAAGUACCUCUGGAAGUUUGAAUGUGCUGAUUUAGAUUUGACUAA